This is a messenger RNA of Paramecium octaurelia, 6090 nucleotides long. Lineage: Eukaryota; Ciliophora; Oligohymenophorea; Peniculida; Parameciidae. The record is from the annotation of a GenBank genome assembly.
AUGCAAAAAUAAAGCAGAUAAAAUACUUAGACAGCAUUUUAUUCUCCUCAACCUGGAAUGUGUUCAACUCAACCUUUGAGAGCAAUUAUAUCUCCAGGCAUUUAUGGCCCUCGCAAUUCCUAAAAUUUUCUAAUUGAUUCCUAUACUACCAAGCAUCAAGAUUAGGAUUCGGAUCGACUGAUGGGUUCAUCCCUAAGAUUUAAUUUGCUGAAGGAUAAUCACUAGUAAAUCGAGAAAAAAAUAUCUGCCCUAAAAUCAAAUCUACUUCAGAGUAGAAUGAGUAGUGAUAACUUUUAAUUUGCAUCAAAACCUUUGGAGAAGUUGCUUAGGAGGAUGGAUGACACUGGCACUCACAAAACAGAACAAAUAAGGUAUGACUAGCCUUUGACCUAUAUAGGGCGGAUGAUUUGCUGACUGAAAUUCUUUAAGAGCUCUCUUUCAUAUCGACAAAUGCCAAGAAAUUGCAGAAUUAGCGAUCCUCACAAAAACUAUAGAUGAAGGUACUCAAAGAUAUUCGAGAGGUCGUUACAGGGUGGAAUAACAUGCAGCAACUAAUUAAUCAAAUCUGUUAAUCUGCACAAAUUUCUAUUCAUCAACUUUAGAACACAAAUAUCAGUCAAUUAUUCAAGAGGGAUGAACUCAAUAAGCUCUACUCUUUGGUGGAGAAACACUAAAAUUCUUAUCCUCAAUCCUUUGAAUAGCUGUAUUAAAUUAUAGCCAAUACUUUCUAAAGUCGGGAUUUAGAUCACAAUAAGUUGAUUGAAAUAAACACUUAAUUGCGUUAGUAAGAAAUUUAAAAUAAAGAUUUAAAUACGAAAAAUAAAAAUUUAUUUGCUGUUAUCACAAAGUUGGAAGCUAAAGUAAAUAAAUUGUAAAAUAAAAAACAAUAACUAGAAUUAUCAAAUAAAUAAAUCUCUAAUUAAUAUCAAAGUACCUACAGACCUUAUGACACUUACUCUGAGAAUGAUAAAUUCAAACUCAAAAAUCCUCUUGUGGAAUCCUAAUCCAGUCUUGAUUCCAAGAACACUCAACACAAAUUAUUGGAAAACUAACUCACUUAAUUCUAAGAACUGAUUGCAGAAAAAGAGAGUGAAAUCAGUAAUUUAAAAUAAUAAAUCGAUGAUGAACAUGAACUUAUCCAAGAUCACUAAAAAAAGGUUAAGUAAUUGGAAAAUGAAAAUAAAUUACUUAAAUUACAACUCUCUAAAAUGGUAGAAAGUGAGAAACAACGUAAAAAUAUAUUAAUUAGUUAGUGCAGAAAUAAAAAUCUGAAGUGAAUUCUGAGUAUUAACAUUAUAAAGAUGAUUCAAGUUAAAAGUUAAAAUCGUUAAGUCAAGAAAUUGUGGAUCUCAAGUAAAAACAGAAUAAGUAUGACAUUUACACAAUCUUUAUCUUAGACUCGGUUUACGGGACUGCAACUCUGAAGUUGAAUAGCUUAAUUAAUAAAUUUCAAAACUCAAAUCCGAAAAAGAAGAAAAGGAAAGGGAAAAUGGAUAGAAUCAAAUCAAGCUUCAAGAGAUGAAAUCAAAAUACAACGAUUUAAAACAGUCCUACUAAGAGCUAUCUGAUUAAUAUUAAAGAGAUCAAUAAAUGAACAAGUAAAUUGUCUAAUCCCUAUAAACACAAAAAGAGGAUUUUGACAAUCGAAAUUCAGGAUAAUAAAGUCUCUUCCAUUUGGAUUUGGUGUCUUAACAAGAAUUAGAAACAUAACAACAAUUGAUUAAGCAAUUAGAGAGUGAUUUACACUAAGCCUAAUUCGCAUACAAGCAAUAAGAAACUAAAUUGUUAGAUUAUGAGGAUGAAAUUAACAAUCUUAAGACCUAAAUCAUGAGACUCGAGGAAGAGCAUACAGAAUAGCUUCAUAUUUUGGAUAACACCAUUUAAAGUAAGGAUUAAAUCAUAUAGCAAUAUGAAAGUAAUAGUAGGAUUUUGAAUGAUACUCCUGAACAACUCCGAAGCAAAAGUGUUGAAUAAACUACCAUUUAAGGACAUUUGAAGUCUUAGAUUGAUUCUUUGAAUAAGAGUCUCUCAAACUUUGAACAAUAAAUAAGAGAUUUAACAAAGGUUAAUAAUGAGUAUUAAGAUUAAAUUAAUAACAAAGAUAAGAUAUUAAAAUAAAAGACUUAAGAAGUCAUAUAACUACAAUAAUAGCUUAAAGAUCUGUAAGGAUUAAACUAAAAGAUUUAAGUGUAAGAUAGAGCAAUCCAUCAUCAUGAAAAACAAGUAUAGACAUUAAAUUAAACCAUAUAAAAAUUAUAGGAAUCCUUAAAUUUCAAAGAUUAAAUCUUAUUAGGAAAACAACAUGAAAUUGAGAUGCUGUUGAAUUAAAAGAAGGAUCACAUCUAACAACAAAAGUAAUAAAGUCUAUUAUUUGAAUAAUAACAUCAAAAAGCAAAGGUUGAACACCAAGAAUUACAGAACAAAGUAAAGUAAUUGGAAGAAUAAAUUAUUGCAAAAUAAAAAGAUGAAAUCACUAUAAAUGUACAAGAAGAAAUCCUUUAGAAUCAAAUAUAGUAGCUAGAAUAGUAGAUGCGAAAACAUAAACAAGACUCAGAGGAUGAAAAGAAAUAAUUAAAUGAUAAAAUAUAGAGAUUAAAUUUGGAAUUGGAUGAGGCUGAAAAAAUUUAGAUUUCAUUAAAUGAAAAGUAAAUCUCACUUGAAAAUGCUUAAAAUAAAGUGAGUGAAUUAGAGUCUGAAUUAAUCUCUUCCUAAGAUUAAAUAUAAUAAUUAGAAUCUAGAAUUCUAGAAUUGCAAAAAGAAAUUAAACUAGAGAGAUCAAACUUUUUAAAAGAAAAUUAAUUAAAGAUUGAAGAAUUGAAUUCUUAACAUUAAGAAAAUGAAGAGCUAGUUUAGAUAAAUCAAGAUCUUACUUAAAAGAACAUGCAAUUAUUAGAAGAAAUAGAAUAAUUAUAAUCAGGUUAAAGGAAAAUCUAAUUGAAUCUUAAUUAAGAAAUUCAGAAUCUAAGAGCUACAGAAAAUCAAAAUAAAGAAAUAAUCAAGAAACAUCAUCUCUAAAUUUCAGAGUUGAAUUCAUAAAUAUCAUUAUUUAAUUAAAAGUAAGAAUUGGCCAAUUAAGAUAAAGCGAAGUUAUCAGAAAUGCUAAAUUAAUAGUUACAUACAAUUACAGAGCUUAAUAAAUAACUAGAACUUAGAAAUUUAUAAAAUGAUUAAUAAAUUGAAGAAAAUAAGGCAUAGUUUAGCACAGAGUUAGUUUUCAGGGAAGCCGAAUUAUGUCGAAAUCUGAUUAUACAAUCUUAAGAAACUCAUAAAUUGCUCAUUCAAAUUGGUACCUUAAUAGAAUAAUUAGAGAAAAGCAAAUUAACUAUUAAAGAAUAAGAGAAAUAACUUCUUGAUUAGGAAUAGAAAUAUAUUAUUCUUCAAGAAGAAUCUAAAACCUAAUAAUUGAUUUAGAAUCAAAUUGAAGAGUUAAAUUCCCUUACUUAAACUUAAAAUUUGACAAUAUCAAAUCUAUAAAAUGAAUUAAAUGAAAAAAACCUUAAGCUUUAAACAUAGAUGUUACAUGCUGAGACUUAAGAAUAAGAAGUUAGGUAUUCCUAAAUGCUUAUAGAUGAUUUAAAUUAGUAAUUGAAUAAUUUCAAAAUCUUGAAUGAAGAGUAUAAAUAAUAGAUAUAAAGUUUAACUCAAAAAUCUCAGAGUAAUCAACAAUAAAUCUAAAAUUUAGAGAAUAAAAUAAAAGAUUUAGAAUAAACUAAGCUAAUUCAAGAAUUCAAAAUUAAUGAGACAACAUUAUUAUUAAAGUAAGAAUAAGAAAAAUGUGUGAAAUUAAGAAAUGAUUUAACAGAGAAAUCUAACUAGUUGAAUUCAUAAGUUAUAGAAAUCAAAUAAAUACAAAACGAAAAUAGUCAUUUCAAAUAGUUUAAUAAUGAUUUGUAAAAGAAUUUAGAAGCUAGAGAGAUAAUUAUAGCCAAUAAUACAAAUAUAAUAAAUGACUUAGAUAAAACAAUAAAUUAAAAAAACGAAGAGUUAAAAGAGAAGUCAAAUAAAAUCCUGGAAUAAAUAAAAGAAAUUGAAAAAAGUAAUAGCAAGCUUCUAUAAUUACAAUAAUAAAAUGCUAUGCUUGAGAAUUAAACUCAGCAAAGAAUACAAAUAAAUUAGUAAAUCUAACAAGAAAUAAAUUAAUUGCAACACUCAAAUCAUGAGUUAGAGUAAAAUAAUAAGAAAUUGUAAUUAUAAAUUAAUCAAGAUGCGUAAAAUUAUAAUUAAUUAAAUUAAAGAAAUAUCGAAUUAUAGGAAAGAAAUACUACUUUGAAUAAUGAGAUUUUGGAUUUGAAAAAAAAUAAUAAAGAUUUAGUUGAAAAUCAAGUUUAAAUAACUAAUAAGAAUGAAGCAGAUUAGGCAUAAAACAGACUAAUAGGUUCUUUAUAAGAAUAGAUAAAUAAUUUAGAAUAAAAAAUAUCUCAACUAGAAAACGAUUUAAAAAUCAAGGAAGAUCAAAUAAUACAUUCAAUUUAAGAAAACUAAGCUUAAGAAUAAAAAUUGCUGUAACAAAAUAAUUAGCUUUCUCAAGAUCAUGGGGAACUGAUGGCAUUAUAAAAAAUAGAUUAUGAUAAAAUAAAACAACAAAAUAAUUAACUAUAAUUAUAGACUAAUUCCUAGUAAUAGGAUAUAUAAAGAUUAUAAUUAGAAUUAUAAUAGGAAAUUGAAAGUAAAUAAUAAAUCAAUAAUUAAAAAAUAGAAUUAGAGCAGAAAUUAGCACUCUUGAAUUAAAGCUUCUCAUAAAAAGAAUAAUAAAAUUAACAAUUAGAUUAAUAAUUAAAAGAUUCAGAAUCCUUUCUAUAAAUAGAAUAGAAUAAGUUAAAUUCUUAAAUUGAAAAUUUAAAUUCAACAAUUUCAGUUUUGAGAAAGCAAUUGGAUUAAUAAUAGGAAAUCAUAUAGUUAAAGGAAAAUGAAUUAGCAGAAUAUAGCAGGAGGGAAAGUGAGACUUUGAAAUUAUUUGAAUAAAAAAAUGAAGAAAUCUUAUAGUUAAAAACGUAAUUAGAUUUGACUUAAUAAAAUAGUAAAGAAAUUUAAAAUCCAUAGAAGGAGAUAGAUGCAUUAAUUGCUAAGAAAGAUUCUGAAAUCUCUGAAUUAUAAAAUGUGAUUUAGGCAAAAUAAAUUUAGAUUGAUAAAAUAGUAGCUGAUUCUAAUUAAAACUAAUUUCUUUUACAAGAGAUAAAAUCUUUAUUUAAUUAGGAUAAUAUCCUUGAUUAUUUAAGAUAAUUUAAAUCUUAACAUGAAAAACAAUGUGAGAGAAAGUUUACCUAUUACUAAUGUCUCUAGUCAUUGAUGGAUGAAUUACUCAGAAAUUAAUAGGCUGCCUUUUAUGCCUAGAAUUAUGUAAAAGAAUUGAGAUAAAUUUUUAGCAUAAAUUGUCCCAACAAGAAUAAAACAAUUUAUUGGCCUACUAGAAGGAUAUUUAGUUGAUGAAGGCGAAGUUGCCAGUCAAAACAGCUUUGAGUAAUAUAAAGGAGGAGAAGAAUGAAGACAUUAGUUUCUCAUCAAAUGGACAAUAGCCAGAAAUCAAUGAAAAUGACAUCAGUGACUUUAUAGGGGAUUUAGACAUAUCAGUGAUUGUCAACAAUGAUAAAAACAAGAAAGAAGUAAAAUGAUCGAUUAUCACUUAGCAUUCAACUUCCAAUAAGUAAUAAUUGUCGCACACAGAGGAGGUUAAUAUUUUGAAAUCAAAGUUGGAGGCGGCCAACGAAGAGAAUGUGAAGAUUAUCGCUAAGUUUUAAAUUUUAUUAGAAAGGAUAGCUGCAAAGGAGGAGUAGAUGUUGCAGCUAAAUAAUUUGGCCAGAGAUGUAAACGAUUAAAUUAUUGUAGUAUAAACAUAAGAUGAUGGCUAUGCAAAAGACUUCGGUUGAUCCUCAAGCGGUCCAUGCGAAGGCUCAUUUGCGAGAUUGUUUAAAAAAGUUUCUCACUGCUUGUGGGCCUAAAAAUCUAAAUUAUGAUUUAGCAGAGGCGAUUCUGAAUACUUUGUUUUAGUUUUUGGAAUUCACAGAAAAGGAAAAGGAAGAAAUUCUAGACGAAUUGGCGGUAAAGCCUGCUGAUAAAAAGAAGGGGAUUGUUUAGAUAUUGUUUAAGAAAUGA